Molecule: messenger RNA, 6744 nt
Organism: Xiphophorus couchianus (Monterrey platyfish)
Lineage: Eukaryota; Metazoa; Chordata; Actinopteri; Cyprinodontiformes; Poeciliidae
Product: histone acetyltransferase KAT7-like
Exons: 15
Coding region: 176-2110 (644 amino acids)
Biological process (GO): regulation of transcription by RNA polymerase II
Cellular component (GO): histone H3-K14 acetyltransferase complex; nucleus; chromatin
Molecular function (GO): zinc ion binding; transcription coregulator activity; histone H4 acetyltransferase activity
Source: RefSeq, a predicted model, not a curated record
UUUGUCAACGUACCGAACUUGCUCCGCACUCGAGGAAGUGCGGGGAAAAUUGUGCGCUUCUUCUAGCCUAGUUGGUCCAUGUUAUGCUUUGGCGGCGUUUCUCUUUUGCAGCCUGUAUGGAAGCUUGAAUACUUUCCCCCAACGUAAAGGAUAAGAUACUUCCACAGCUGAAGAUAUGCCACGGAGAAAGAGAACGGCAGGCAGCAGCUCGGAUGGAACAGAGGACUCUGAUUUUUCCGCCGACCUCGAACACGUCAGAGCUGCAGUAAGGGCGCGUCGACGCAGCAGCACGCGUCUGACUCGCGCAUCCCUGCGCCUCAGCCAGAGCUCACAAGAUAACUCCAGCUCGUUACGCAGCGGCUCCCCGGCUGCUGCCGCUCACGAUGAGGGCCCCGAUUCUGCAGCAGAGUCGGCCCCUGCAGCAGCAGCAGCAGCAACAGCAGCAGCAGCGCCUGCCUCCGUCUUCUCCUCUGCACGCAGGAUCACACGUAGCCAGCAGGGGGCGGCAAACCCCAAAGCCAAAAGAUACCAUUUGCGUCAGAGCAGGUCGUCUGGCUCAGACACAGAAGCCAAUGCAGACACAAAACAAGGAGCGGACCGGGACGAGACGCCCCCGCGGACCCCGACAGGCAACGCCCCAUCCUCGGAGUCAGAUAUUGACGUUUCCAGUCCAAGCAAUGACCACGUGUCUUCUAACAACAAUGUUGUCGUUUCACAAGAGGAGGACGAGAGACUGGCGAAAGAGCUGUCGCUCAAAGAGGCCGCCGCCCACAACCUCUCCCAUCGACCCAAACGACGACGAUUCCACGAAAGCUACAAUUUUAACAUGAAGUGUCCGACUCCAGGAUGCAACUCGCUCGGUCAUCUAACAGGAAGACAUGAGAGACAUUUCUCCAUAUCAGGCUGCCCGCUGUACCACAACCUCUCUGCUGAUGAAUGCAAGGGCAAGGCGACGACACGCGACAAGCAGUCCGAAGAAAGGGCGCUGUCGCAUCGGCAGGAUGAGAACAGACACUCCACAAGGCACCAGGCCCCCACAGACGGACAGCAGCGCUACAAAGAUAAGGUGACAGAGCUGAGGAGGAAGAGGAACUCUGGCCUCAAUAAGGAGCAGAAGGAGAAAUACACAGAACACCGACAGAGCCACGGGACGAGCCGGGAGCCGAUGCUGGAGAACAUCACCAGCGACUACGAUCUCGAGCUGUUCAGGAAAGCGCAGGCACGUGCCUCGGAGGACCUUGAGAAGCUCCGUCUGGCCGGCCAGGUGUCGGAGGGCAGCAACAUGAUCAAAACCAUCGUGUUCGGCCGCUUCGAGUUGGACACCUGGUACCACUCGCCGUACCCCGAGGAGUACGCCCGCCUGGGGAGGCUCUUCAUGUGCGAGUUCUGCCUCAAGUAUAUGAAGAGCCAGACCAUUCUGCGCAGGCACAUGGCCAAGUGCGUGUGGAAGCAUCCACCAGGUGACGAGAUCUACAGAAAGGGGAACAUCUCUGUCUUUGAGGUGGACGGAAAGAAGAACAAGAUUUACUGUCAGAACUUGUGUCUGCUAGCCAAACUCUUCCUGGACCACAAGACGCUGUAUUACGACGUGGAGCCAUUCCUCUUCUAUGUCAUGACGGAAGCUGACAACACGGGAUGUCACCUGGUCGGAUAUUUCUCCAAGGAGAAGAACUCGUUCUUGAACUACAAUGUGUCCUGCAUCCUCACCAUGCCGCAGUACAUGAGGCAAGGCUACGGAAAGAUGCUCAUUGACUUCAGCUACCUGUUGUCCAAGGUGGAGGAGAAGGUGGGCUCGCCUGAGCGCCCUCUGUCCGACCUGGGUCUGAUAAGCUACAGAAGUUACUGGAAAGAUGUUCUGCUGCGGUACCUCAACAGUUUUCAGGGAAAAGAGAUCUCUAUCAAAGAGAUCAGCCAGGAGACGGCAGUGAAUCCAGUGGACAUUGUCAGCACACUGCAGUCCCUUCAAAUGCUCAAAUACUGGAAAGGAAAACACCUGGUUUUAAAGAGACAGGACCUCAUUGACGACUGGAAAGCGAAGGAGACCAAACGCGGUAAUGGGAAGACCAUUGACCCCACGGCCUUAAAAUGGACGCCGCCUAAAGGGACGUAAAGGAGCUUCCUUCUUCCUCCUCCUUCGUUCACUGGCGUCGUCACAGCUGCAGCACAGUCACAUCUGACUGCCGUUCAUCAUUUCUUUGGGUUCAAACAGUUUUAUGUGUUGACUUAAGUGGAACAAAUAUACCGCUAUGUAAAUUUUAAAGGUUUUUAUUAUUAUUAUUCCUGGGGUUCACAUGGUAAAAUACUUUACAUGAAAAGGAACAGUAGGGAGAAUGUGGACAAAGUUGGACCUGGAUUUUAAUAGGGCUUGAAGUGAUGACAUGAAGAAAAAUAGAAGUUAUACUUGGACUAGGCCAUUAAAUGUAUGGGUUAGUGAAUGAGAAGUUUUUACAGCUAAAAUGGCUGCAUCAAGAUAUAAAUUGUGAUAUUUGCUGUAUAUGUGAAGAACUCUUAUGAUGUUCCUAUAUAUUAACUAAUUUAUGCAAAGAAAGACUCGACCUCCAAAUGUUCUUACAGGGUAGAUAAACUUUUACACUUUUUAUGAAUUUUAGGUUGAGAGCAGAGUUAAACGCGUAAGGAUUUUUAUUAUCGUUUCUUUUUAGAUUUGGACCGACGGUGUCUUGCAAAAGUAUUCAUACCCACUGAUGUUGACGUACUUUAUAUCAAACCUCCUCAGUCUUGAACUUUUUGUAGCCUGUAAGUGGUUUUCCUCCAAGAUUUCCAUGUAUUUAGCUCCACCCAUCUUCCAACCUGUUGCAGCCGUCUGCUGAAGGAAAACAUUCCCAAAUGACCCAAAAAUAAAUAAAUCAAGGAGUAUGAAUACUUUUUGCAAGGAACUAUGAAGUCUUUGCACGCAGGAUGUCUGAAUCACUGUGUAGUUUGGUCUUAGGUCUCAAUGAGCCCAUGUGUUUCUGAAAAGUGAAACUAAUAGAGUGCCGCUCGCCUACCUCCUCACUCAAUUAGUAACGGGCACCAGGCAUGCCUGCUAAUCCAAUCUGUGAUGGGCGGCAUCGACCUCGUUCCGCUGUGGAGAUGCAACGCAGGUCGGCAACACGUUGACCUAUGCGAACACGUCCAGGCUGAAGCAAACCAGCUGGCCUGGCUGGGAAUUAGAAGGACACACCCUGAAAAUACACAGUUUGAGAAAAUAGGAGCUCUGAACAAGUGGACUUUUUAAAAAUAAUUGUGUCUUAAAAACCUGUUUAGAGUUAAGAUUAUUACUAUUUGUCUUUCAAAUAUCUAGAGAAACUCAUUUACACACUUUCCGACUUGAAUGAGACGAUCUCCUUAGACUUUGGUUGUAAAAUCUGCUGCUUUUGUUCCAAUUACUGUGUACAAGUGAACCAGCACUUCUUACCAAUCUGCAUCUGAAGUCAACAUUUUAAAUCCCACUAAAUAUCAAAAGAGAAAAUAUGGAUUUGGAAAUAUUUCAGUACCUGUGCCUGCGGUGAUUGUGUAACCCUUCAUCUGGUAACGUCGAAGAAAUGGAAUCAAAAAAUGUCUGUUUGAACCCAAAGCAAAUAAUCUCUACGCGUCUCGUGUCUUACGUUCAGUCUGUCUCGGCGGUCAGUUUGCCAGGAAGCUAUAGCUGCCACUGGCCACAUUCAGACGGCCCUCUGCUGUCGGACAGAUUUUCACCUGGAUGUGGGUGUGGCAUCACCUCUUGCCUGUUUUUACUCGUUUCCGUAUCACUCGUGAUGUUUGCGGUGUCUGAGGCUACACACGUUUGUUCUGUAUCCUUUCGUUUUUAAAAGUUCUCAUUUCAGUUUUAUACUUUUUCUAUCUCUGAGGUUUACUACUGUUUGACAGUUCCAGCAACUGUUGUACUGUGUUUUCCUUUUUACCAUGUGUUGACAAUUUUAUUUAAAUUUUUUUUCUAGUGGUUUAAUCCACUUGGCCUUUCCCUUCUUUUAAUUGGAUUCAUGCUAUUAUUUACAUUUUUCUCUUGGGGGUAUUUAUAUUCUUAACUGUAGAGCAUAAAGGGAUGUUUUAUUUAGCUGGACGGGCUUUCUUGUAAAUAUAUUUAUGUGAGACCAAUAUGUAGAUCUGAAAGUUGAAAGGUCGUUUAGAAAAGGAGAAUUUCAGGUCAUCCAACCCACCAAACAGUGGCAGAAAUUUAUUUAUUUAUCUUUUACAUUUCAGAGGCUUAUUGCCUGCUAUAAGUGAUAAGACUGAGUCAAAAUGUGUCACUUUUGCACAUUGUCACCACUUGUUACAGCUAAAAAACCCGACAAGGAUGAAUAGGGUUUAAAUGAGCAUGAUUGGCAGCCCACACUGACGGACCGAAAGGGGCUUUGUUUUAUUAUUUGUAUCGGUAAUUGAUCUAAUUCUAUUUAUGUGAUUAGUCAAAAUCUGUUAAAUGCACAGUUUAUUAUUUUUGAGAAUAUGCUGUAAGAUAAAUAAGCUAGGGCCUACUACCGUUUUCGUUAGAUUAGCACAAAGACUUUGAGCCAUUAGCUAGCCAGGUUGUUGCUUCUUCUGCUCCUGUAAUUGAACAGUUUAAAAUAAACCAAAUGUAGAACAUAUUUAUGAGACUCACAUGGGUCCUUGUUUUGAACAAAGUCAAUCUUCUAGUUUCUUUUCGAUUUAGUCUAUGAAAUAAGAUGAGCAAACUGAGAAGUUCAGUCAGUUGUUAGUUUUGUACUUAGCUACCCAGCUGCUAGCUUUGGUUUGCACUAUUUUGCUUUAUAGCUAUCCUUACUUAGCUUCUUACUGGGCUAAGCAAAAACACUAUCGCAUAGAUUUGUACUUAACAACCACCAAUCUGGGUGGUUGUUGAGCAUAGCUUUGUACUUGGUUUAGCUAAGCUAUCUGAAUGGUAGCUUAGCGUAGCUUUGUACUUAGCCAAGCUAAGUGACUGUCAUCUUGGCUUUGUUUUGUAUUCAGCUAAGCAACAUGAGUCAUUGUUUAGCAUAGGUCUGUACUUAGCUAAGCUUACUGAUUGAUGUCCUAGCUUAAAUUUGUGUGGUAGCCUAGCAUAGUUUUUUUUAACCUAUCUAAGCUAGCUCACUGCUGUCUUAGCUUAGUGCUUGAAUCUCAGUGGUUGCUAAGCAAUCUGAAUGGUAGCUUAGCGUAGCUUUGUACUUAACUAAGCUGACUGACUACUGUCUUAGCUUUGUCUUUACUUAAGCAAACUGAGUGGUUGCUUAGCACAGGGUUAGCACUUAGCUAAGCCGAAUGACUGCUGCAUUCACUUAGCUUUUAUUUACCUCAGCAAUCUGAGUAGAUACUGACUUAAAUUUGUAUUGAGCUUGCUUUAUACUGCUAGCUUAGCUUAGCUGUGUACUUGGCUUAUAAGUGCAUGCUAUCUUAGCUUUUAGUUUUGUAAGCAACAAGAAACAACAUCGUGAUGAAAAUCAAUUCUUAACAUCUUUUGAUCACAAAACAUGUAUUUUUUUUCCAGUUGAUGUUUUGUUUUGGAGCUUUAAUCCUUUAGUUGCUGACUUUUUGUCUCUGCCAGACUGUAGUUUGGUUGUACAUUUUGUCUAGUGUGGUGUAAUAUAUUCUUUCUGUAAAAUAUGUGAAGUUGAAGAUGUCCUCACUGUUUCUUUGUUUCCUCUGUUCAUGCAUCUGUAGAAACAUGGCUGGCAGGGCGAUCUUAAUAUGUUUUUACUUAAAUUCUAAGUAAGGAUUAUUUUUUGUGCCCACCGUUAAAGGCAAAGCACACUCCACUGGUUUAACGUUGUCAAAGAACAGAAGUCUAUCCAAGGAAACUCUUCACAUGACUUUCAUACUUGACUGAAUCUUCUGGUGUUGAGCGCUCGUCUUUUACAACAAACCAUAGCUUGAAGCUAUUUUCUAUUUCUUAAACCUGGGAGAAUUGUUACCUUGUUUUUAACUCAAUAGGAGUACAUCCUAUUUGAUAACGCUUUAUUUGAAUGGUAUAAGACUGACAUAAACAUGAACAUGAAGACACUUCAGGAAUGUUUACAUCUGUUAUCAUGAAGUGUCAUUCGGCAAAUAAUGACACUUCCGAUGCAAAACCGACACUUUUAAUGGACUUUUAAUGCAUUAAAAGUGUCGUUAUUAACCGAAUGACACUUCAUGACAACAUCAUAAACAUCCAUGAAGACUCCUUCAUGUUCAUGACAGGUGUUAUGUCAUGUUUAUGACUUCAAAUAAAGUGUUACCUCUUGCUUUAUUUUAGAACAUGAAAUUCUCUUUUGAUGAUGAAAUAAACUUGAAAUAAGUGUCUCCACACCACAGAUUAUUUUGUCAGAAAUAGUCUGUGUUGAGCGUAUCAGUCCAUUGUAACUAUGGUGAGAUAUUCUCACAUCGUGUCUUUUGUCUGCCUUGAGGUCACCAUAUCCAUUUAGUUUCUUUUGUAUUGUGUUUUCUUUUUUUUAUCCAAUUAUUGUUUUUGUGUUAUUUUUUUUAACCUUUUUUUGUGUUUGUUUUGGUUUUUGUGCCAAUGGCAGCUAUAGAUAGACAGCUUCCAAACUUGUUACAGGUCUUCACCUUCCUAAAUAUAAAUAUAAAUAUAUAUAUAUAUAUAUAUAUAUAUGUCACCAAGUAUCUUUCCAUCAACUUCCAUCAGUCGGCGGCAAGCUGUUGUUUACUGCUACUAUCUACUCACAAAGCAGCAACACAGAAAAGUAGCAAAAAUUGGCAUUGGUAUGUAGCUCAGUUGUGCUUUUGCACUUGCUUUGCCCCCUUCCACCUAAUAAAUGCAAUCGUUGAAACACA